UUUAUCCGAUAUGCUAUGUCAAUUUUUUGUCUCAAUUUGUUGCAGUUGUUGGAAGUUGUACAGAUCAACACAACUGUGUACAAUUAUCAACAUCAGGAGGCUAUUCAUGAAAAACCAGCAUCAUGCAAUUGCUCAGGAGAAGUGAGGAGACUAUGGGAACAGUUAUCGAAUAAAAAAUCAACCACAGAAUCAGUGCAACAAGUUCAAACAACCCAAAAGCCAGUUACAACUUUGCCAAAAAAGAAUACCCCAGUAGUUAACAGUACAGAAGCAAGCAUUUCUAAUGACAAGGAAACUGCUGAACACCAGAGUCUUACUGAAGCUGACAGCUUAGCAGCAGAAACUGAUAAAGACAUCGAACAAGAUGAACUUGAUGCCGAAAAUGUGAAACCCUCUCCUUCACCAGGAAGUAAUUCCAGCGACUCUUUGUUACAUGUAACUGUUGAUAAGGUUACAGAACCUUCUGUAACAGCAUCACCAUCAUCUGGACAUGUCAACUCCACACAACAUUCCACACAAGCAUCAAAUACAACUGCAUCUCCUCAGGUCACCCUCAUCAACUCCACAGAAAACAAUCAAAGUUAGUUAUCUAGCAUUUUGUUUUCACAAUUUUACUUUUGUUUACCUUUUGUUUUGUUUCAUUUGUCACAAUUUGCUUUCAGCAUAAUUUCAUGUAAAUUAUUCAGUAACUGUUGAUUAGGGGUGUAACGAUUCAUAUUCCUUACAAU
Messenger RNA from Orbicella faveolata, 728 nucleotides. RefSeq lists its product as uncharacterized. NCBI's taxonomy places the organism in Eukaryota, Metazoa, Cnidaria, Anthozoa, Scleractinia, Merulinidae. The record is from RefSeq and is a predicted model, not a curated record.